Stylophora pistillata is the source of this 959-nucleotide messenger RNA. RefSeq lists its product as uncharacterized. The record is from RefSeq and is a predicted model, not a curated record. Lineage: Eukaryota; Metazoa; Cnidaria; Anthozoa; Scleractinia; Pocilloporidae.
CCUUCUCUCCAGCAAAUAAAGUUUUGAGGCCAGCGAACGAAGACGCAUACAAUAAAAGCUCCCUGAAGUAAGAACUGUGGGAGAAUGGCGGGCCCAGAAAUUUCUAUAAAGUUCCAUCUUUUUAACUGUGAUGACACUUAUAAGUUGGACUCAGUAGAAACCCUGUUGCUAAAAAUGGCAGACGAUCUUAACCUCAAAAUAUUGGUGGAUAAGGGAAACUUUCGCUUACGUGAAAUAUCGAAUGUGUGUGAAAACAUCAUUCGUCAGCUGCAGAUGGAUUAUGCUGUCCUUGUGGUCCAUGCACAUGAAUCUCGCCUCUCAAGCAACGAAGACAACGCUAGUAUUGGCUACGCGAAGGUCUACAGAGCUUUGCUGCGAGCGACUGGAGACAAAGGAUUGAUCGUCAUCGGUGGCGACGAUAGUUUUAGAGACGAUGAAAAAGAACAGUUUGUUAUCUCACGCUGGGCACGAAGGAAAGUGGCGUCACAGUUUGAUGAGGAGUAUCUCGAUGGAAGAAAAUUAAAAGCUUCAUUUUUUCUUGGAAUGAAGGGCACAGGGAAAUUCAUGAGGAGGCAUUAGAGCACUACCUCAACCCAAAUAAGAAAGGAGAGAAGUUUCAGAUUUCAGCUACACUACUAAACAGACACUAAUAUAGUGAACCAUUAGGUUUAUUUUGCAUGUUUCGGCCGAGCACCAGCGUACAAUAAUGAAGAAACACAUAUAGAAAACCGUUGCAUUCUCGGUAAUCGUUACCAAAGCACACGACAAAAAGACAUACCGAGAGCUUAGCAACCACUAGCAAACAUCGUGGUUAGAACGGCGGCCAGAAAAAACCUGCCAUAAAAAACCCCGUAGGGAAAAAGAGACAGGAAAUCUGGGUAGGAACCAGGCCCAAGCUCACGUAACCUUCCUACUAGGCUAUAUGCAUACUUACAAAAAAAAUAAAUAAAUAAACUUAG